GCCGAGUAAAAGCUAGUGUUAGUAGUAUGGCUAGUAUAAAAGGUUCAAACUACGCAUCGAUAAGUUGACAAGUAUUUGCAUUUGAUAGAAUUUAUCGAUAAAAUUAAUCAAGCCAGUUGAUAUCAUAAAUUUGUUAAAAACUAAUGGAGGUGCGGGGAAUCGAACCCCGUGCCUCUCGCAUGCGAAGCGAGUGCUCUACCAUAUGAGCUACACCCCCAAGAUGCAUCAUACUAGCCAUAGGUCCUAUAAAACCAACAUACCACAUUCCGGUUGCCCUUUAGCCCCUCUAGUGUGCAGGCUUCUAUGGAAAACCAGUGAGUGCAUGAUAAAGCUCUGAUAGAUCAGACUUGGAGGCUAGGGCAUGGCUGGAUCUACCUUUUCUUAGAAGCAAUCACUUUUUCCUUUUUGGAAUCAAUCCAAGAAUUAGAUCUGAACCCACUGGUUUUUUUUUAUAGAUUUGUAUAUAUAUAUGCUCGACCGAAAGUCUGUUGAUGUAUUGCAGUAUGCAUGUUCAGAUUUGCAUUAUUGUUUAUGAUCAGCUUGUUGAAAACGUAUGAAGUCUACAAGUCAACCAAUCUCCCGUGAAAAAGAAGAAGAAGAAGAAGAAAAAAAUGUCAAAAUGACAGCUUAGCUCUUUGAAAAUCAACUCUUUUGCCCCCUUUAAUUAUUAGGGAAUUUAUCUUUUGUAAGAAUUUUGAGAUUGAAAUCACCCAUUUAAAAUAUUCGGAACUCAUGUUAAAAUUGAUAUUGUAAAAGAAAUGAUGGGCAUUAAACCGACCUUGGUAAGCUAUUUGGCUCAACUGCUUAAGCUUACCUUGAGAGACUCGUGUAUUGUCAAGAAACAUUGUAGUCGCAUAAUUUGAACUAUUCGACGUAAAACAUUGUAUUAACCACCAUGAAAUAUGAAAAAAGAAAAAAAACCAACAACAACUAUAAUUAUCCUUGGUUGUUGUCAAUAAAACAAUUUUUAUAGGCGAAAAAAGAGGGGAUUGAAAGGGAAGAAUAGCCCCACCACACACGAGGAGGGGAUUUUGUAUCACUGUAAAGCUUUGAUUUGGGGCCAAUUUUUUUUGCCCCAGCUUACUUACAAGCCAAAUGAUUCAUUUCGUGCUUCUCAUCAGCCGUCAAGGCAAAGUGAGGUUGACAAAAUGGUACUCCCCUUAUUCCCAGAAGGAAAGAUCCAAGGUAAUUAGGGAGUUGAGUGGAAUCGUGUUGAAUCGAGGCCCCAAGCUCUGCAACUUUGUGGAAUGGAGAGGACACAGAGUUGUAUAUAGACGGUAUGCAGGAUUGUAUUUCUGCAUGUGCAUUGACGAGGCGGACAAUGAACUAGAGGUUUUGGACAUCAUUCAUCACUUUGUCGAGAUUCUUGAUCGCUAUUUUGGCAGCGUGUGUGAAUUGGACUUGAUCUUCAAUUUCCACAAGGCUUACUACAUAUUGGAUGAGGUACUGAUUGCGGGAGAGUUUCAAGAAUCGAGUAAAAGAACAAUCAUAAGAUUGUUGUCUACCCAUGAUUCCAUGGUGGAGAUGGCUAAGGAGGAAGCGACUUCCAUCGGCAAUAUGAUUGCACAAGUUACCAAAUGAACAGGCCCAGCUGCUGCAGUGAAGACCCAAAAAAGCCCAAUUCAGUGUUGGACCAGUAAGAAAGAAAUUGCGGCCCGACUGUUCGGAAAAUCGACGACGAAUAUUAUUAUUAUUUUUUUUUUGUUAAUGCUGAAACAUAAUAACUAAAUCUGUAAAAUCUAGAAACAUUUUCACUUUUGUUGUAGAAGGCCAAAAACGCAAAAUCAUAUGAUAUAAUUUGUAUUCUUUUCUUCAAGGUAAAAUGAAACCAGAAAAGUUCU
This is a messenger RNA of Linum trigynum, 1841 nucleotides long. Lineage: Eukaryota; Viridiplantae; Streptophyta; Magnoliopsida; Malpighiales; Linaceae. The record is from the annotation of a GenBank genome assembly.